This is a messenger RNA of Sander lucioperca (pikeperch), 6145 nucleotides long. RefSeq names its product alsin Rho guanine nucleotide exchange factor ALS2 b (gene als2b). The coding region runs from base 387 to 5468 and encodes 1693 amino acids. Lineage: Eukaryota; Metazoa; Chordata; Actinopteri; Perciformes; Percidae. The record is from RefSeq and is a predicted model, not a curated record. The transcript has 34 exons.
GUGCGCCAUCCUGUUUGCAGACGAUCUUCGGCUCUAACGUCGCCUCUGUGUCAACAUUGAGAGAGAUGACCAACGACAAACAACCAACAAACAGCGGCGUUUAACGUUAGCCGCUAACGUUACACGACUUAACGGACGUGUGUGGUUUUUUUCUCGCCUUGCCUGAGUGAACACGUCAAGUAGCGGUGUGUGAAGCCGGCUUGCCUUAUCUUUUUUUAAUAGUAAAAUUCGGUAAGGAAAACAAACAGUGUCAAUUUGUUUGCAUUGACAGCAGCAUACAAGCUAGCAGGACUGUUUCCCGGUGCUCAGCUAAUGACGUACGUGUGUUGUGUUUUCCAGCAGCGGCGGAGACUGACACCCUAAUGGAGACAUAAAAACCCUUACUGAUGGAAACCCAGAGGAAGAGCUCUGGGGAUGACGAUGGUGGAGAGCGAGGCCUGCUCCACACCUGGAAGGGCUACUCCUGUAGCGUCACCCCAGAAAGGCUGCUCCUCCCCGGGCCGAUCCUCCAGGUCGCCCUGGGCACACGGCAUGGUGUUCUGCUGGUGGAAGGCGGACAAGUGUACAGUUUUGGGGAGAUGCCAUGGAAGCAGAGUCAAGCGCCCGAGCCGGCCAAGCCCACCCUGGAGAGCGCGCUCAGCGGCCAGCGCGUGGUCGCCGUCGCGGCCGGGAGCUUCCACAGCGGCGCGGUGACGGAGGACGGCGGCGUCCACAUGUGGGGCGACAACGGCUCGGGCCAGUGCGGCCUGUCGGGCCUCAGCGCCGUCCCCAACCCGACUCCGGUCGCCCUGUUGGACUCUGGCGCUGCCGCCAGCCCCCCGCAGACGGCUCCGGUGCUGGAGCUGGCCUGUGGGGAGCAGCACACCCUGGCGCUGUCGGCCCAGCGGGAGGUGUGGGCGUGGGGCAGCGGUGGCCAGCUGGGCCUCGGCGUCCACGCCUUCCCCGUCUGGAAGCCCCAGAAGGUCGAGCACUUGGCGGGCAGGCACGUGCUCCAGGUGGCGUGCGGGGCGUCCCACAGCCUGGCCCUGGUGCGCUGCCUGAGCCCGCAGGACGUCCACCGCCCCCUGGUGGACAAAUGCAGACAGUGCAACCAGCUGCUGUUCACCAUGACAGACAAAGAGGACCACGUCAUCAUCUCUGACGGCCACUACUGCCCGCUCGGCGCGGGGCCGGCCGAGGGCGGGCACGGGCCGGAAGCGCUCGCUCCGUCGACGCAAGCCCUCAAAACCUCCCCGUCCGAGCCGGUCCUCUCCUUCCACGCCGCAGCCUCCUCAAACGCCCCGGCGCCCACGGGAGGCGCCGAGCCCACUCAGGACUCAGAGAACGAGGCGUCCGACGGAGCGCUGCCGGCCUCGGACUCGGACCCCUCGGCUCAGUCCAGAUGCGGAGGUGUUUCCGGGGUCAAGGGUUCACCCUAUCCGGAUGAGCAGGCCGUCAAAGACUAUCUGAAGAGACUGUCGGAGAGCGCGCAGGCGGAUCAGACAGCGAAGGCGACUCUGCUGACGUCGGAAGGAAGGCUGACCACCUCCACCGCCACGCUCAACAGCCUGGUGGCGUCCUGCGCCUCCGCCGUGGGCGAGCGGGUCGCCUCCACCUACGAGGCCCUGUCCCUCAAAAAGAUGAUGAGCUUCUACCUGCCCUCAGGAGCGGCGAGGGCAGACGGGCCGGUCGCGGGGCUCGCGGGCAUCGCCGGCGACAACGGCGCCGAGCGCGUCCGCCAAGAGGACUCCACACAGGCCAAGAAGAGCUCCAGCACGGGGGACAUCCGCGAGGAGGAGGCCGAGGGUCUGCGGCGGCGCCUCUCGCUGCCAGGACUCCUCUCUCAGGGUAGAUACGCUGUUCACCUCUUAUCCUCCUCCUAUACCCUGCUGCUGUCCCCGCGGCUGCUGAGGAAAGCCGGUCGUCCGAGGAUGCGUGCGGUCGCCCUCACCCCAUUGGGAGGGGUGGUCCCCGGGACCCAGGAGGUGUUUCCCAGCCUGCAGACGGAGGUGUGGAGCUGGGGUCACGGCGAGCACGGACAGCUGGGACAUGGAGAUGGUCUGGCCAGAUUACAGCCGCUGUGCAUCAAGAGUCUGAACAAUAAGGAGGUGGUGCGGGUGGCAGCCGGUGCUCAUCAUUCCCUCGCUCUGACUGCUCAGUCUCAGGUGUUUUCAUGGGGAAGUAACAGCUCUGGUCAGCUUGGACACACGGAGUCACCCAGCACUGUCCCCCGCCUCGCAAAGCUGUCAGAGGGGAUCCGGGUCUGGGACAUAAGUGCUGGAGAUAGACACACUCUCCUGCUGGCAGACGGAGACUGCUUCCUUCCGAUCAUUUACUACAGCGGACAGCAGGUGAAAGAGGGGGUGGAUGAGAGCCACGCCAAGGGGCCGGGUGAACAGGAAGAAGGGACGGAAGAGGAGGAGCGAGUAGGGGGCUACACCCAGCAGCCUGUACUGCUGCCCUUCUGCAUGGAUCUCGGUUAUGUGAGCAACGUGGUUGCGGGCGGCCAGCGGUGCGUGGCGCUCUCGGACAGGAACGUGAUGGGCUUCAUCGCCAGCCUCCACGAGCUGGCCUCAGCCGAGAGGAAGUUCUACUGCAAGCUGUGUACCAUCAAGACACAGAUAAUACGCCCCCUGCUGGAGCUGGAGUCUCUGAGUUCGGCCCUCAGCCCGGCGGCCAUCGGGCUCCUGCAGACUCUCGCCGGCCGAUUCAGCCUCUUGUGUCACCUGACCGGGCAGCACGCCGCCAGCCUCACCGCACACCUGCGCCGCGUCCGUGACGUCAAAAGCCUGCUCAUCCUAGACCACGCCGGCAUCUUCCUCGACUCCUACCACGAGUACUGCAGCACUGUGGGCAACUUCCAGGUGAUGGGAGGUUUCCAGACCCUGACCAAACCCUCACUAGAUUUCUUUGGGAAGAGUCCCGAGCUGCUGAAAAGGCUGUCUGAGUGCAGCGAGGAGAACCCCAGCAUGGCCGACCUCCUGGUGGCGCUCUUCUUCCUCCCAACGCGCCACCCUCACGAAUACGGCCGGCUGCUGCUCAAACUGGCCACCUGCUUUGAAGUGUGCUCCGAUGAAUACCAGAUGCUGCAGGACAGCUGCUCUAAGUUCGAAGCUUUGGCCCUCGAGCUGAAGAGAAAAAGGAAGGAUGCUGAAUACACCUUCCAUUUCUGGAAGAGCUUCCCUGGCAAAAUGACGGACUCUCUGCGGAAGCCUCACCGCCGGCUGAUCUGCGAGAGCAGCAACAAAGCUCUGACGCUACAGAACGCCGGGAGGUUCUCCGUCAACUGGUUCAUCGUGUUCAACGACGCUUUGGUCCACGCACAGGGCGUGGCGCCUUGUAAAAAUCUCUUCUCCACCCAUCACGUCUUCCCCCUGGCCACGCUUUGGGUGGAGCCCAUCCCAGAGGAGAACACCGGCCUAUAUGGGUUAAAGGUGAUCACACCAGAGGAGACGUUCAACCUGCUGGCCUCCUCUGCUAUGGAGAAGGCCAAGUGGCUUCGCUCCAUCAACCAGGCGGUGGAGCAGGCCCUGAGCGGGGCGGGGCAGGACACAGCGUCAGUUGGCUCCGGGUCGGGGCAAAAGCUGGAACCCCCCAUCUCCAGGACGGCCUCCUACACUUUUUAUAAGGACGGACGGCUGAAAGACGCAACGUACGAAGGACGCUGGCUCGCCGGCAAGCCCAACGGCAGGGGAGUGUUAAAAUGGCCUGAUGGGAGAAUAUACACGGGGACCUUCAAGAACGGACUGGAAGAUGGUUUCGGUGAAUUUGUGGCUCCCAAUAAGACGCUCAACAAGGCCGAUCACUAUCAAGGUCACUGGAAAGAUGGCAAGAUGCACGGCGUCGGGACGUACAGGUAUGCCAGCGGUGAGGUCUACGACGGAUUCUUCCAGGACAGCAUGCGACACGGCCACGGCGUGCUGCGCAGUGGCAAGCUCAACACCUCCUCCCCCAGCGUCUUCAUUGGCCAGUGGCUGCAGGACAAGAAGACCGGCUACGGCGUCUUCGAUGACAUCACAAAAGGGGAGAAGUACAUGGGCAUGUGGCAGGAUCACCUGCGGCAGGGCACCGGGGUGGUCGUCACUCAGUUCGGCCUGUACUACGAAGGAGCCUUCAAAGAUAACAAGAUGAUGGGCACUGGGAUCCUCCUUUCAGAGGACGACACCACGUACGAGGGCGAAUUCUCUGACGACUGGACUCUCAAUGGAAAGGGCGUGCUUACCAUGGCCAACGGUGACUACCUGGAGGGCUCCUUCAACGGCGAAUGGGGCUCCGGCCUCAAAGUAGCGGGGUCCUACUUCAAGCCACACCUUUUUUUGGACACCGACAAAGACAAGACCCGCGCUGUGAAGCUGGGGCGUCUGUGUGUGCGCGCGGAGGAUAAGUGGAAGGCGGUGUUCGAGGAGUGCUGGAGGCAGCUGGGCUGCGAGGAGCCGGGCCGAGGAGAGAACGGGACGGCCUGGGAGAACAUCGCCGUGGCCCUCACCACCAGCCGACGACACAUCCAGGACAGUCCGGAGACGUUGUCUCAAAGCCACAGCAGAACCCUGGAGAGCCUGGAGGUCAUCCCACAGCACGUUGGCCUGAUCACCAUGGAGAGAUAUCACACCAUCCGCCUCUACCUCAUCAAGGCGUGUGACACCCCCCUCCACCCACUGGGCCGGCUUUUGGAGACCCUGGUGGCGGUCUACAGGAUGACCUACGUUGGAGUCGGAGCCAACCGCCGGCUGCUGCCUCAGGCGGUCAACGAGAUCAAGUCGUACCUCAACCGCAUCUUCCAGAUCGUCAGAUUUCUUUUCCCAGACCUGCCAGAAGAGGGCGGUCUAAUUCCAGAGCCGACCACCAACGUCCAGGACAAGAAGGACCCAGGUUCCGACGAUGCCCCGCCGGAGUCACCCAAACCUGGUCGCGUGGUGAGCAGCUCGGCUCUGCUGCUCCCGGUCCUGCUUCCCCGCCUCUACCCGCCGCUGUUCACCCUCUACGCCCUGGAAAAGGAGCGAGAGGACGACGUCUACUGGGAGUGUGUCCUCCGCCUCAACAAGCAGCCCGACCUGGCCCUGCUCGCCUUCCUGGGCGUUCAGCAAAAGUUUUGGCCUGUUUCCAUUCCCGUCCCCAUGCCUGCACUUGGGGAGAAGCAGCAGGUCCUCUCCAGCACCAAGGACGUCUGCUUCGCUUCCGCAGUGGAAACACUGCAACAGAUCAGCACAACAUUCACCCCGUCAGAUAAGCUGCAGCUGAUCCAGCUCACCUUCGAGGAGAUCACCCAGGAGGUGCAGGCGCUGUUGAAGCAGGACUUCCUGUGGUCCAUGGACGACCUUUUCCCCGUCUUCCUCUACGUGGUGCUGCGUGCACGAAUCAGGAACCUGGGGUCAGAGGUCAGCCUGAUCGAAGACCUGAUGGACCCCUGCGUGCAGCACGGAGAGCAUGGGAUCAUGUUCACCACACUCAAGGCUUGCUACUACCAGAUCCAGCACGAGAAGAUCACUUAAGACGAGCUUCGACGUUAACUUCCCCGCCGUCCCGACCCUACCAUACCAUCGCAGCCAAUCGCACGGGGCCGACGGUCAGCGAUGCUUCUCGGGGAUGACCGAUUGUAAGCGCCAGCCAACGGGGAGCGGGGGAAUCGUACGAACAGGUUGCCGACGGCUCUAUCUGCCGCCGUCACGGAGAUGCGUGUGUCCCCCUCUCUCUCCGACACACACACACAAACACACAAACUCCCCCCCUCCUUUUUUUUUAGGUGACCUUUACCGGCUUCUUAGCCACUGAUCAUGAAGGUACACGUGUGAAUAAUGUCGCUGUUAUUAUCGACUUCAUACCGUCCAGUGUGAAACUGUCCACAGCUGAAAAGACAAAGGUGAAGGUGACGUUGUUACCUGGGAGCAAAUUCAGGGUUCAUACCAGUGGUUUUUUUUGCCAAUGACUUGUUUGUUUUUCUGGUUUAUCUUCUCACGGUCAGCACACUGUGAAGUACUGUGAAGAAUCCAUUUCUUUUAGCAUGAAAAACUACUUUUUCGGCAAGGCGAUCCAUCGCAGAAAACCUUCCCUUUUUUCAGCGUUCAGUUUCGGCUUAUUUUUGCUUCUUGCCACCUACAUGAAGAAAAUGGGACAUAACGAGGAAAUCGUCUCCUAAAAGCAUGUCACUUUAUUAAAACUGACAAACUUU